Molecule: messenger RNA, 1569 nt
Organism: Cutaneotrichosporon cavernicola
Lineage: Eukaryota; Fungi; Basidiomycota; Tremellomycetes; Trichosporonales; Trichosporonaceae
Gene: ALT1
Exons: 4
Coding region: 1-1569 (522 amino acids)
Biological process (GO): biosynthetic process
Molecular function (GO): pyridoxal phosphate binding; L-alanine:2-oxoglutarate transaminase activity
Source: RefSeq, a predicted model, not a curated record
AUGCACGCAAAUCGUCGUCGUCUCUCUCUCUCUCUCUUUAUUUCUCAUCUCAUCCUUCACUUUUGCGAAAGCAUCCAAGUUCAAAACUUCCCACGCCGCACCAUGUCUACUGCACGCAAGCCCGUCCUCAGCCUCGAGACCAUCAACCCCGCGGUCCUCGAUGUACAGUACGCCGUCCGUGGCGAGCUCGCGCUCAAGGCCGACAAGUACAUGCACGAGCUUGACACUCCCGGCGGCGGUAAGAACCUGCCCUUUGACAAGGUCGUGACGGCCAACAUCGGCAACCCUCAGCAAAAAGGUCUUAACCAGCGCCCCAUCACUUUCUGGCGCCAGAUCAUCUCGCUCCUCGAGUACCCCGAGCUCAUGGAGGAGCACCUCGAGGUCGCCAAGAAGAUUUACCCCGACGACGUGAUCAAGCGCGCCCAGGGUCUUCGCAAGGAGAUUGGCUCGGUCGGCGCUUACACUCCCUCGAAGGGUGUGCUCGCCAUCCGCCAGCGCGUCGCCAAGUUCCUUGAGGAGCGCGACGGCUACCCCUCGGACCCCGAGCUCAUCUUCCUGACUGCUGGCGCGUCGGCCGGUGUCGCGCAGAUCCUCGACCUCUGCCUCAAGGAGGGCGAGGGCUGCAUGAUUCCCAUCCCCCAGUACCCACUCUACACUGCGACACUCGCUCACAUCGGCGCCAAGCCAGUGCCCUACUACCUCCAGGAGGAUGCGCAGUGGUCGAUGAACCUCAAGUCGCUCAAGGAGAGUGUCGAGAAGGCUAAGGCUGAGGGCAUCAAGCUCAAGUGCCUUGCUGUCAUCAACCCCGGCAACCCCACCGGCGGCUGCCUCAGCCGCGAGGCCAUGCAGGAUGUGGUGCAGCUCUGCUACGACGAGGGCAUGGUCCUCCUCGCCGACGAGGUGUACCAGCGCAACAUUUUCGACCCCGAGCACCGCCCCUUCAUCUCGUUCAAGGAGGUCGUCAAGAGCAUGCCCAAGGAGAUUGCCGACUCUGUCGAGCUUGUCUCGUUCCACUCGAUCUCGAAGGGUGUCUCCGGCGAGUGCGGCCGCCGCGGUGGAUACUUUGAGCUCUGCAACAUCGACCCCGACGUCGUUGAGCAGAUCUACAAGAUGGCUUCCGUGACCCUCUGCCCCCCCGUGACUGGCCAGAUCGGCGUUGACCUCCUCGUUAACCCCCCCAAGAAGGGCGACGCGUCGUACGACCAGUGGCUCGCCGAGACCACCCUCACGCAUGACAACCUCGCUUCGCGCUCCAAGUUCAUGUGCGAGCAGUUCAACAAGCUCGAGGGCGUCAGCUGCCAGCCCGCCGACGGUGCCAUGUACCUCUUCCCCCAGCUCACCAUGCCCGAGAAGGCCAUCGCCAAGGCCAAGGAGCUUGGCAAGCCCGCCGACGUCAUGUACACGCUUGACCUUCUUGACGCCACCGGUAUCUGCGCUGUUGCAGGCUCCGGUUUCGGCCAGGAGCCCGGCACCUACCACAUGCGUGUCACCGCGCUGUGCCCCGGUGUCGAGGAGUACGUCGCGAAGAUCGAGAAGUUCCACAACGACUUUAUGGCCCAGUACAAGUAA